Molecule: messenger RNA, 1825 nt
Organism: Ciona intestinalis (vase tunicate)
Lineage: Eukaryota; Metazoa; Chordata; Ascidiacea; Phlebobranchia; Cionidae
Product: alkylglycerol monooxygenase-like
Biological process (GO): lipid biosynthetic process
Cellular component (GO): endoplasmic reticulum
Molecular function (GO): iron ion binding; glyceryl-ether monooxygenase activity
Source: RefSeq, a predicted model, not a curated record
AUACAUACACAGGUUUUUCUAAAAACAAGUUCUGUAAAAUAUGAAUGUAAAUCAUACUUUGUUGGACCCACAUUCGAAUACAUACCGACCAGGGUUUGGAGAGAGUUUUCGGAGUCUGUUUUAUGUUUUGCUGCCAAGUGAGUCCUCUUUUAGUGAUGUCAGUAAAGUUCCCAACUAUAUUGAUGCAGCGUUACAUCCAUUCAUUGCACUUAUUCUGCUUGAAAUCGUUGUUGGGUUAUGGAAAGGAAAACGUGUUAUGCGAAUUAAUGAUGGGAUUUCAAGCUUAAGUGCAGGAACUCUGUCACAGCUUCUUAAACUUGUCAGUGCAAAGUCUAUAGAGGUUUCAAUGUACGUGUAUGUGUAUGAUAAAUACUCCAUUACUAACUUACCAUGGGAUAGUGCAUGGCUCUGGAUCGUUACUUUCCUCGGAGUUGACUUUUGUUACUACUGGUUUCAUCGUGGAUCACAUGAAAUCAAUAUUUUUUGGGCAUCUCACCAAACACAUCAUAGUUCUGAAGAUUAUAAUUUGACAACAGCUUUGCGACAAUCUGCAAUAGCUGGUCCUAUCGUUAUGUUGUUUUAUCUUCCCCUGGCUCUGUUUGUUCCACCACCUGUUUACCUUGUCCACAAACAGUUUAACUUGCUGUUUCAAUUCUGGAUACACACUGAAAUAAUUGACAAUCUAGGCCCGCUUGAAUACAUCUUGAACACGCCCAGCCACCACAGGGUUCACCAUGGUAGGAACGCUUAUUGCAUUGAUAAGAACUAUGCGGGGACACUCAUUAUAUGGGACAGAAUGUUUGGAACAUUUGUGGAAGAGAAAUCGAAUGAAGAGAUAGCAUACGGCCAUGUUCAUCCCAUCAAUACAUUUGAUCCUAUCUUUGUACAAACUGGAAAUUUACGACACCUUGUAACUCGAUGUUGGCAAACUGAAGGUUUAUGGAAUAAGUUGUGUGUUGUUAUCAAGGGACCGGGAUGGGACGUAGGGAAGCCAUGGUGUGGAAACCCUCAUGAUAUACCACCUAUUGAAAAGCCGAUUAAAAGAUACAACCAUGAUCUUCCAUACUGGCUGUCCACAUAUGCGGUUGUUCAUUACCUAACCUUGGUACCAAUGUAUGAAAGCAUGAUGGAAGCAAGGUUAAUGUUGCCGGGAUACAUCAUCAUCAUGGAUGUCGCAUAUUUCCUUUUUUCUUUAUCGUGUCUCGGAUUUCUGUUUGACAAUAAAGCAUAUGCACGUCAUGUUGAAUUCCUUCGUUGCAUCGGGUGUGCUUUGUUACUUCAUAUGUUUCGUGAUAAUUUACAGCUAUCGCAUCAUCUACCUUCAACGUUAUUCACAGCAUUAAUCACUAUAUAUGUUGCUUCAGUUGUUAUAUGGGUUGUUGUGUUGAUGUAUGGGUCGAAGAAAAAAUUGAAUUGAACCAAGAUUUUACCUCAUAGUUAUGCGGGGUAAGAUGGGAUUCUGUUGAACAAUUAACAAUGCUCAUUUGAAGUUGUCAAGAUAAGGUUUUAUAAUUCUUUAAUAUUAAUUGUUCACUACCAAAUGGCACAAGAAAGGAAGAAUGAAAAGGUGUCCCAUCUUACCCCACCAUACAAUAUAUACUGCUGUAUUAAUAAGAUGUCAUAGUUGUGAUUUUUGUGCGAGUAAUUUAAUCAAUACAGUGUUAUGUUUUGUUAUUAAUUCUAUAUAUUUUACUAAUCAGUUUUCUGUAUAUACAUAUGCAUGAUAUAUUUGAAGGUUUUUAAUUUUUUGAAUGCUGGUUAUUUAGUGUAUAUGCAAUUGUGGCAAUUGUAAUAUUAUCAUGUUAAAUAAAUUUCUUUGAUUAAA